AUGUCGAAGUGUCUCCCCAGCUAUUGUGGCGAGCUGUGCGAGGUGCUGCGACUCCAGGCCGGCAGGGGGCGCGAUACAGGUAGGCCGGCGGGGUGUGCUGCGGCUCCAGGCCGGCAGGGGGCGCGGUGCGGGGAGGCCAGCGGGGUACUGCACCUCCAGGCCGGCAGGGGGCGCGGUGCGGGGAGGCCAGCGGGGUGUGCUGCGGCUCCAGGCCGGCAGGGGACGCGGUGCGGGGAGGCUGGCGGGGUACUGCACCUCCAGGACGGCAGGGGACGCUGUACAGGGAGGCCAGCGCGAUGUGCUGCGGCUCCAGGCCGGCAGGGGGCGCGGUACGGGGAGGCCGGCGGGGCUGUGCUGCGCCUCCAGGCCGGCAGGGGGCACGGUGUGGGGAGGCCGGCGGGGUACUGCGCCUCCAGGCCGGCAGGGGGCGCGCUGCGGGGAGGCCGGCGGGGUACUGCGCCUCCUGGCCGGCAGGGGGCGCGGUGCGGGGAGGCCGGCGGCGGGGCGGGAUCUGGGCUCCUCUCCGGAAGGCGGAUGUUGUCGUUCACUUUGUGUCUCCGGCUGAAGAUGGCCGCGGUGUUGGGCGAAGCGGCGACGCUGAACUCGCUGCCCGAGAACGUGCUGGUGGAGAUCCUGAGCUACCUGUCCACCCGCGACCUGCUGCGGAUCAGCAGAGUUUGCAAAAGAUGGAGAAGAUUGGCUUAUGACAAAGGCCUCUGGAAAGAUGUCAAUUUAACCCCAUACAAGGUAAACUCACGGAUCCUCUGGCACCUUGUCAGACAUUACCUGGGUGGGACUUUGAGGACCCUGAGAGUCAAGGGUGUCCUCCAUUCUGUCAAGAAGCAUGAGUCGCUGACCGAAGCCUUGCUGCUGGAGAUCGGGAAACGCUGUCCAAACCUGACUGAGCUCCGGCUCAUUGAGAUGAACCUGCGGGGCAUCAAUUAUGAAUGCCUGCCCCCUUCAUUGCUCAGCCUGGAGCUGACGCACUGCGAGAUUCCCCUGCAUUGGUUCAGGGCCGCGGCUGCUGCCAACGGGACCCGUGUGCCGCCUCGCAUCAAGAACCUGGAGGUGGAUAAUGUCCCCAACUUCUCAGACCAGCAUCUGCAGAACCUCGCAUCCCGUACAGCGCUGAAAGUGCUGAUCCUUUCUGGCACGUAUAGAGUCACCGACUCCGGCAUUGAGAAGUCGGCCGAGUGUCUCUCCGAGUUGGUCCACCUCAAGCUCCACGGCUGCAACAUCUCCGACGAGUCACUGCGCCAUAUCGCUCGGCAUCUGACGCAGCUCCGCACUUUGGACCUCACGAACUUCUGUUCCAUGACCGACGCGGGCCUGGCCUGUCUCGGUGACCUGCGCUCGCUGCAGUCCCUGUGCUUCGAGUACUGCGACCAGAUCACCGUCGAGAAGCUCUUGGCCGUCUGCACUGGUCUUCCAUCGCUGGCAAAACUCAACCUGAACGGGAACCCCUACUCCGAGGGGGACCUGCAGAGAAUCCGGCAGAGCUUGCCGAACUGCACCGUCACCAACGAUUUCCCUGCCAUGGAUUCUGUGCCUAAGUUUUAACCAUGGGUUGUUUUUACCCUGGUAGUGCUUUGGCUUCGCCAGGAGGAUUGGGAGCUUGCCAACUGCACUACAUAACCUGGGCUGUCCUUUAUUCCCUUGCAUGGAUUUCGUGCGGUUGGUCAGGUCCCCGAAAGCAUAGUAUUUGAAUUGACAGAAGCUCGCUGCAGAACCCCACAAUCCCCCUAUCUGGUAAACACGUGGUAUCAGUGGUACCUCUGUCGUGUGGGGGAGAGCGAGUACCUGAAAUGACUAACAACUGGGUUCAAUUUGGAGUGUGUUCAGACGAGGCGGAUACAGACUGCCGAACAGAGGCAAAAUAGGAAGUCAUGUGGUUGCUGACAUUGGAUGGGUCGAAUCUGGUGCUCACUGAUGCUCUGUCUUUGGAUUGUGUGUGCCAAUAGUUUUGAGUUGGUGGGACUGCAGAAAUCUGUACACAGCUGAGUAAAUAAAUUACAAGGAGGAAAAGCAUCGAGAUAGAAGUCAAACUGAAAUACACUGCAAGAUCAGCAGCAGCCAAAUGCACAAACCUUGGACUGCUGUGCUGGACAGUGGAGUGUGGCUAACCAAAUGGUUCACUGGAUGCUGACAGCCUACGAAGAAUAUUUAAAUUGUUCGGUAAACAUCACACCAUUCAGCUUGGUAAUUUUAUUGGAGAGCUUUGUUUGUUCAUUCUGAAAAUAAAGUUUAUCAUUUGUAACAAUUUACAUAUCUCUCUAUUUCCUGAUAACUGGUGUCCCUUUUGACCAAGUUUGUUGGCCGGUUGUGGUUAUCAGUGAGAAGAGUUUCAGAAAUGUUUCUUUACAUUGAGGGUAAUUGGUGGGUAGGAUGGUUUGUUACAGGGAGUGAUCGAAGCAAAGUCAAUUACAUGUUUUAAGAUAAAGUUGAAUAUUUAAAGAGGAGAGAGAGUGGGAUUGGCUCUUCCCUCUAUGUAAGGCGUGCCCAUAGGUUCCCCACAGACAUGGGGUGAGUUUCUGUGUUCUAAGCAUUGAUGUGCAGCUCCAUCUCCCGGCCCCUCUCUGUGCCUUAAAUCACUUCUGUGCUACCUGCAUGUCACGACUGGAUGGCAAAGCUUGUUUUCUUGGUAUUGAGAAGGCAGAACCCACUCUUUCUGGUGGCCACCCUCAUGCUCUGCUGUUUAGUUACUGGCGCCACUCCCCUCCCGCUGAGUCAGAAAUGGGCUCAUACUGUCCAGAAACUGAUACUAACCAGAAAUGCAAGUCCUGUUUAUUCCAUGUGUCCUCAUUGAUCUAACUCCCUUAUUCCCCACAGUAUUCACUGUAAAACCAAACACCAUCAGCUUCCAUUCCUCCACCACCCCUAGUUCUGCAACCGUCUCUAACCUGUCCUUCCCACAUGUUUCAAUCCCAGUUCUGCCCUUCCCCUUUUUCCUAACCCCCUCCCUCACCCCUAAACCAAUUACCACCAGUUGGGGCAGAGCCGUGUCUAAGCUGCAGACCUCUUAUCUCUCCUCCUUUGGCUUGUUUCUCUCACACCUGAGAACAAAAGAGGACUUUAAUGUUUCGACACCCCUCUCCUUGCUCAUCACUCUCUCAACUGAAAUAAAACAAAAUCCCAAAACAAGCCAGAUUAGAAAUUGAAUCUUUGAUAGAAAAAAAUUAAUGGAGAGAAAUGAGGGAAGAGGUGAAAAGCCGAAUGAAUUUCCAGGAAUCUGAUGUUGCUUCCUGCCUCUCCAGACCACUGCCAAAAGCAGAGUCUUCACGUUUCUAUUAAUUUAUUUCAACUGAUAUUUCUAUAUUUCUAUUUACUGACUCAAUCUUAACAGUAUUGGGAAGGUUUUGUUUCAAAGACUUUCCAACAUUUCAAACUGUUACAUGACGUUGCUGCAUUUUUUUUUGAUGCAGUUAAAUUUUGUGCUGGUACCUUGGUUUGUGAGUGCUUUACAGUUAUGGAGUUCCUAUGGUCGCCAGUUAGUUUCUAGAGUUGUAAUCUGUCUUGAUAAAAGCACCAGAGGAGAAAUAAAGAUUUCAAUAUUAACCUUUGUCCAGCUUUCAUUUAUGUUCAUCAGCCUUGCUAGAAAUCCCACUCCCAGU
Pristis pectinata (smalltooth sawfish) is the source of this 3611-nucleotide messenger RNA. Its product is annotated as F-box/LRR-repeat protein 12-like. The transcript is spliced from 4 exons. Gene Ontology annotation, cellular component: SCF ubiquitin ligase complex. Bases 1 to 1560 code for a protein of 519 amino acids. Lineage: Eukaryota; Metazoa; Chordata; Chondrichthyes; Rhinopristiformes; Pristidae. Gene Ontology annotation, molecular function: protein binding. The record is from RefSeq and is a predicted model, not a curated record. Gene Ontology annotation, biological process: SCF-dependent proteasomal ubiquitin-dependent protein catabolic process; positive regulation of protein ubiquitination.